AGCUACCGUUCAAACAGGAAGAAGUCAAUCUUGUUACAACUUGUCUUAUGUUAGGCUAUCAGGCAAUACAACAGUAGUCACAGUAGUUACAGUAGUCGAAAAAGUCAUCUCUACAACGGCAAAAUAACACGCAGGCGCAAACUAUCAAAAUUCAACGAAUCAUCGCCAACGAGCAGAACAAAAACUGAAGUCUGUACAGCAUUCGGUACAGCGUGCUUGACGGUGCAAGACUGCUGUCUCUAUCCAAACAGCAAAUGAUACGGGGAGCCACACAAAAGUCCAUUUAAAAUGGCAACAGAAAGCCAUUGCAGAUCAACCAUUUCGAUAGCAACGAGUAAACCCGAUACUAACAGGAACCACGCAGGACCCGAAUGUUCUGGCUGUCAGAAACCAAUACGUGAAAGGUAUCUAUUGAAAGCAUUAGACCAAUUAUGGCACGAAGAUUGCCUCAAGUGUGCCUGCUGCGACUGUAGACUGGGAGAAGUGGGUUCCACUCUAUUCACUAAGGCUAAUCUCAUUCUUUGCAAGAGAGAUUACCUCAGAUUAUUUGGCACAACAGGUUUAUGUUCGGCCUGUAACAAAACAAUUCCAGCCUUCGAAAUGGUUAUGAGGGCUCGAGGUAACGUCUAUCACCUGGAAUGUUUCGCUUGUCAGCAGUGCAAUCACAGGUUUUGCGUGGGGGAUCGUUUUUAUCUUCACGACAACAAAAUACUCUGCCAGUACGAUUACGACGAAAGAGUGCUUUUUGCCACCAUGCCAUAUACAUACAACAUCCGAAGACAUCCCGAGAGACAGGAGGACGCAUCGAGCGGUUACGGAAGCGGCGAUUCCGUCAUAGAAGGCAAAUGACGUCAACAGAGACGUCGCCCUUAGACAGUGACGUCGUCAAAAUUCAAAAAAUACAAAAAAAACAAACAAUCCAAUUUUUGCCAACAAUUUUUACGGACCACUAAAAACGUUUGUUAGGAGGUUCGAAAACAAGAAAAAAGUAUCCAAUUUUACGUUUUUAUUUUAUAAUUAUUAGAAAUUUAGUGGGAAGAAUUAAUUUCCUUAUUUUUAAAUUUAUAUACGGUACCCCUUUUUCUAGUCACGUGUUUCAAGGCUGUGCCUUGUACGUAACACAAUAUACUGUAAAUAAUAUAUAUAUAUACAGUAUAUUUUAUGUUAGAUUAUUAAAUUAGUCAUUAUUAUUAUUAUAUUAUUAU
This is a messenger RNA of Centruroides sculpturatus (bark scorpion), 1205 nucleotides long. RefSeq names its product LIM domain only protein 3-like. Gene Ontology annotation, cellular component: nucleus. NCBI's taxonomy places the organism in Eukaryota, Metazoa, Arthropoda, Arachnida, Scorpiones, Buthidae. The transcript has 5 exons. Gene Ontology annotation, biological process: positive regulation of transcription by RNA polymerase II. The coding region runs from base 289 to 849 and encodes 186 amino acids. The record is from RefSeq and is a predicted model, not a curated record. Gene Ontology annotation, molecular function: DNA-binding transcription factor binding; transcription coactivator activity.